This is a messenger RNA of Diaporthe amygdali, 1608 nucleotides long. RefSeq names its product sugar transporter-like protein. Gene Ontology annotation, biological process: carbohydrate transport; transmembrane transport. The record is from RefSeq and is a predicted model, not a curated record. NCBI's taxonomy places the organism in Eukaryota, Fungi, Ascomycota, Sordariomycetes, Diaporthales, Diaporthaceae. The coding region runs from base 1 to 1608 and encodes 535 amino acids. Gene Ontology annotation, molecular function: carbohydrate:proton symporter activity. Gene Ontology annotation, cellular component: membrane. The transcript has 3 exons.
AUGGCAACCAUUGACGAAAAGCCUACGGGCAUCCACAAUGUCGAUCACAACGACGACGUUCAAACCAUCGACCAUGUCGUCCACAUUGCCCACGAGACUCAGGGCAAGACAUCCCCUUGGACAUGGAACAUGUUUCGUCUCUACCUCGUCCUCGCUGUCGCUUACCUGUGCGGUUGCCUGAAUGGCUAUGAUGGGUCGCUCAUGGGCGGUCUGAACGGGAUGAAUGCCUAUCAAAAAUACUUCAACAUGACCGAGGCAGGAUCUGGAACCGGUCUUGUCUUUGCCAUGUACAACAUUGGCUCGGUUGCAGCCGUCUUCCUUACCGGUCCUGCAAACGACUUACUUGGGCGUCGCGCCGGCAUGUUCAUCGGCUCUGCCAUUGUGGUUAUCGGAACCUGCGUCCAGGCCCCUUCCACCACCCAGGGCCAGUUCCUCGGCGGUCGAUUUAUUCUCGGUUUCGGUGUCAGCUUCUGCUGUGUGUCUGCCCCAACAUACGUCAGCGAGAUGGCUCACCCAGCCUUCCGUGGCACACUGACUGGACUCUACAACUGCACAUGGUACAUCGGUAGUAUAAUCGCCUCUUGGGUGGUAUAUGGAUGUGCCUACAUCGACGACCACAACCGAGCCUGGCGCAUCCCUAUCUGGUGCCAGAUGAUCACGUCCGGGCUUGUCGUCAUCUUCGCUUUCACCCUUCCCGAGUCACCCCGUUGGCUGAUUGCCCGAGACAGGCACGAGGAGGCUGCUAGGGUCCUGACCAAGUAUCACGGUGAGGGUGACGAGAAUCACCCUUACGUGCAACUGCAGAUGAAGGAAAUGGCCAAUCAGAUCUCGAAUGAAGCGUCGGACAAGAAGUGGUGGGACUACCACGAGCUGUGGGACACCCACUCAGCCCGCAGGCGCUUGAUCUGUGUCCUCGGCAUGGCUUGCUUCGGUCAACUCAGCGGCAACUCCCUGUCGAGCUACUACCUGCCCACUAUGCUCAUCAAUGCCGGUAUUACCCAAGAACAUACCGUCCUGGCCCUGAACGGUAUCAAUCCCGUGCUCUGCUUCUUCGGUGCCUGCCUUGGCGCUCGUAUGACCGACGUUGUGGGUCGGCGGCCUCUUCUGCUGUACUCUAUCGUCUUCUCCUCGAUCUGCUUCGCUAUCAUCACUGGCACGUCAAAGCUGUCUCUCGACCAGCCAGACAACCACUCCGCGGGCAACGCCACCGUCGCCUUCAUUUUCAUCUUUGGCAUCGUCUUUUCCUUCGGUUGGACGCCUUUGCAAAGCAUGUACAUCGCCGAGACGCUUCCCACAGCCACCCGUGCCAAGGGAACAGCCGUCGGCAACUUCGCCUCGGCCGUUUCCAGUGUCAUCAUCCAGUACAGCUCUGGUCCGGCCUUUGAGAAGAUCGGCUACUACUUUUACAUCGUCUUCGUCUUCUGGGAUCUGUUCGAGGGCGCCUUCAUGUACUUCUUCUUCCCCGAGACCAAGGGCCGCACCCUUGAGGAGCUCGAGGAGGUCUUCUCCGCCCCUAACCCCGUGAAGAAGUCCCUUGAGAAGAGGAGUGCGCAGACGGUGCUGAACACGAUGAAUGUGCAGGCUGAUGCGAAGGAGAUUGAGGUUUAA